This is a messenger RNA of Acanthosepion pharaonis, 552 nucleotides long. Lineage: Eukaryota; Metazoa; Mollusca; Cephalopoda; Sepiida; Sepiidae. The record is from the annotation of a GenBank genome assembly.
AUGGUAAGUAGCGAUAUAUAUUUCUAUCUAUCUAUCUAUCUAUCUAUCUAUCUAUCUAUCUAUCUAUCUUCUUUUUCAAACUUUCAUUCACAUUUUUUCUUCUACUUACCGUUUAAUUUAUUCUUUUCUUUCUCUCCUUUUGAUUUUCACCCUCCCUGUCUCUUUUCUCACUUUCGUUUCUUUUCUCUUUCUCGUAGACUUUCUCCUAAUGUCUUUCUUUCAAGUAGUUUCUCUUUUAUAUUUAAUAUCUCAUUGCUUUCUUUUUUAUUCUAUUUGUUCGUCUCCACUCUGUCCAUCUCUCUUUUAUUUUUUUUUAUUUUCUUCCCAUCGCUUUCUCUAUACUUCUUUCACUUUUCUUCAGAUUAUUACUUCUAUUUCGAAUUUGUUUCCCAUCCUUUCUUCAUCGAUCCCCUCCUCUCUCUCUCUCCCUAUCCCCCUCUCUCUCUCUCUCUAUCUAUCUAUCUUGUAUCUAUCUUGUUCACUCUUUCCAUUUCUCUCAUUUUAUUUCAAUUUCUUGCAAAUCGAUGCGACUUGGCUUUUCUGUUUCUCUAA